GGGGUCCUCGCACGCCUGCUGUCUUGUCGCUUCUUCCCCUGCGUAGCCCAGUCUCACCAUGGUGGAAGCCUUUGUAGGCACCUGGAAGCUAGUGGAUAGCAAGAAUUUCGAUGACUACAUGAAGUCGCUCGGUGUGGGUUUUGCUACCAGGCAGGUGGCUAACAUGACCAAGCCUACCACAAUCAUCGAAGUGAAUGGGGACACCAUCAUCUUAAAGACACAGAGUACCUUCAAGAGCACGGAGAUCAGCUUCAAGCUGGGAGUGGAGUUUGAUGAGACAACAGCAGAUGACAGGAAGGUCAAGUCUACUGUGACGCUGGAUGGAGGCAAACUUGUCCACGUACAGAAGUGGGAUGGGCAAGAGACGACACUUGUGCGGGAACUAAGCGAUGGGAAACUCAUCCUGACGCUCACCCAUGGCAGUGUGGUCUGCACUCGCACCUACGAGAAAGAGGCAUGAGCCUGCCCACUCCUCCACGGACUGCUCUGCCAAUCGGCUACCACUGGACUCAGCACCAGAUUGCCUCAUUUUUUUCCCUUUGGCAUUUUGUAUAAAUCCACUUUGGGGAAUUCUUCUGGGACCACCCUGGUUCUGGUUCCCAUUGUGUAUGCUUUUUUUUUUUUAUUUUUUAACUGUAUCCAAAGGGUACUCUGAGGUCAAUAAAGCAAAGCCCAAGGGCACCCAAUUGCCUUUU
Loxodonta africana (African savanna elephant) is the source of this 695-nucleotide messenger RNA. RefSeq names its product fatty acid binding protein 3 (gene FABP3). Gene Ontology annotation, molecular function: long-chain fatty acid binding. The transcript is spliced from 4 exons. Gene Ontology annotation, biological process: long-chain fatty acid transport. The record is from RefSeq and is a predicted model, not a curated record. The coding region runs from base 59 to 460 and encodes 133 amino acids. Gene Ontology annotation, cellular component: nucleus; cytosol. NCBI's taxonomy places the organism in Eukaryota, Metazoa, Chordata, Mammalia, Proboscidea, Elephantidae.